Molecule: messenger RNA, 3575 nt
Organism: Thunnus maccoyii (southern bluefin tuna)
Lineage: Eukaryota; Metazoa; Chordata; Actinopteri; Scombriformes; Scombridae
Product: NLR family CARD domain-containing protein 3-like
Exons: 12
Coding region: 148-3354 (1068 amino acids)
Molecular function (GO): protein binding; metal ion binding
Source: RefSeq, a predicted model, not a curated record
CACACACACGUGUGACUUCCAGUAAAGAAGAAAGUCGUAGGUCAAAAACUGAAAGUGUAAGUAAACAGUCAGACUCCAUUUUAACGAGCAGAAGAAGGACAACAGUCCGAUGCAGGUGUUACUGGUUUACCUCUCAGACUCCAGAAGAUGGAUGAUUUGGAGGAAGAGGAGAAUGGAGCAGAGUCUCCAAUAUCCAGCUGUCAGUCUUUGAAAAGUAACCAGUCCAAAGGUCGUCCUCCAGAAUUCAGUAAUGAACCUGAACCCUCAGACACAAAACAGAGAGCAGAGUCUCCAGUAUCCAGCUGUGUGUCUUUGAAGAGUGACCAGUCCAAAGAUUUUCUUCCAGAUCUCAGUAAUGAACCUGGACCCUCAGACACAAAUGUUACUGGUUUACCUCUCAGACUCCAGAAGAUGGAUGAUUUGGAGGAAGAGGAGAAUGGAGCAGAGUCUCCAAUAUCCAGCUGUCAGUCUUUGAAAAGUAACCAGUCCAAAGGUCGUCCUCCAGAAUUCAGUAAUGAACCUGAACCCUCAGACACAAAACAGAGAGCAGAGUCUCCAGUAUCCAGCUGUGUGUCUUUGAAGAGUGACCAGUCCAAAGAUUUUCUUCCAGAUCUCAGUAAUGAACCUGGACCCUCAGACACAAAAGAGAGAAAGAGGAGGGGUGUUUCUGUGGAGGAGCAGCUGUCCUGCUGUUCUUUGUGUCAGGACAUCCUGAAAGAUCCAGUCUCUACCAGCUGUGGGGACCGGUUCUGCAGACAGUGUGCAGAAAGAUCCAGAACAACACCUGGACUACAGACAAACAGUCAGACCAGCACUGUACAAAAAAGUGGUCUGCAGGAGGUUUUACAUGAACAUAAGAUCAGUCUGAGGAGGAGAUGUGAAUCUGUGAAUGAAGGGACUGAUGAAGCAGGAAGUGAAACCCUCCUCAAAAGGAUCUACACUGAGCUCUACAUCACAGAGGGACAAAGUGAAGGGGUUAAUACCCAACAUGAGGUGAGACAGCUUGAAACAGCUUCCAAGAUGGAGACCCUCCAUGAAACUCCAAUCAAGUGUCACAACAUCUUUAAAGUCUUACCUGACCAACACAAACACAUCAGAGUUGUUCUGACGAAUGGCGUCGCUGGCGUUGGAAAAACCUUCUCAGUGCGCAAGUUCACUCUGAACUGGGCAGACGGCUUGAAAAACCAAGAUGUCAGUCUGGUGAUUCUGCUUUCAUUCAGGGAGCUGAACUUGAUCAAAGAUGAGCAGUACAGUCUCCUCGAGAUGAUUCAUGUUUUCCAUCCAACAUUACAGAAGGUCACAGUGGAGAAGCUCAAUGAUUGUCAAGUUUUGUUCAUCUUUGACGGCCUGGAUGAAAGCAGGCUUUCACUGGAUUUCAAGAGCAAUGACGUAGUGUCUGAUGUCACACAGAAGUCAUCAGUCAACGUGUUGUUGAUAAACCUCAUCAAGGGGAAUAUGCUUCCCUCGGCUCUCGUCUGGAUAACUUCUCGACCAGCAGCAGCAAAUCAGAUCCCUCCUACAUGUGUUGACAGGGUAACAGAAGUACGAGGCUUCACUGACACCCAAAAGGAGCAGUACUUCAGGAAGAAAUUUGAUGAUGAAGAGCUGUCCAGCAGAAUCAUCUCACACAUCAAGACAUCCAGGAGCCUCCACAUGAUGUGUCACAUCCCAGUCUUCUGCUGGGUCAUUGCUACAGUUCUGGAGCACAUGUUGACUACAGACAAGAGAGGAGAGCUUCCCAAGACCCUGACUGACAUGUACUCACACUUCCUGCUGGUUCAGACAAAGAGGAAGAAGCAAAAAUAUGAUGAGGGACAUCAGACAAGGCCACAGGCACUGACGGAGGCUGACAGGGAAGUUCUUCUGAAGCUGGGGAGGCUGGCAUUUGAACAGCUGGAGAAAGGAAACAUCAUGUUCUACCAAGAAGACCUGGAGCAGUGUGGUCUUGAUGUCACAGAGGCUUCAGUGUCAUCAGGAGUUUGUACAGAGAUCUUCAAAAGAGAGAUUGUGUUCUUCCAGAAAAAAGUCUACUGCUUUGUUCAUCUGAGCAUUCAGGAGUUUUUGGCUGCAGUCUACAUGUACCACUGUUACACCAGCAAUAACACAGAGGUACUGAAGGGCUUCCUGGGAAAAGACUACAGACACAGGGAAUCAAAACCAAAGGGUUUCCCAAAGAACAUUUCUGCUUAUUUCAGAAACAAGGACGUCUUCCUGAGGAAAGCCAUGGAAAAAUCUCUCAAAAGUGAAAAUGGCCACCUGGACCUGUUUGUUCGCUUCCUUCAUGGCCUCUCUCUGGAAUCCAACCAGAGUCUCUUAGGAGGCCUGCUAGGUCAGACAGAGAACAGUCCAGAAAUCAUGCAGAGAGCCAUCAACAACCUGAAGGAGAUGAACACUAAUGUCUCUCCUGACAGAAGCAUCAACAUCUUCCACUGUCUGAUGGAGAUGAAUGACCGCUCAGUACAUCAGGAGAUCCAAAAGUUCCUGAAGUCAGAAAACAGAUCAGAGAAGAAACUCUCCGUGAUCCACUGCUCAGCUCUGGCUUACAUGCUGCAGAUGUCAGAGGAUGUUCUGGAUGAGUUAAGCCUGAAGAAGUACAACACAUCAAAGGAGGGACGACAAAGACUGAUCCCAGCUGUGAGGAACUGCAGAGAGGCUCAACUUUCUGACUGUGGACUCUCAGAGACUCACUGUGAAGUUGUGGCCUCAGCUCUGAAGUCCAACCCCUCCCACCUGAGAGUGCUGAACCUCAGUAAAAACAAACUGCAGGAUUCAGGAGUGAAACUGUCUGCUGCACUGGAGAGUCCAAACUGUAGACUGGAGACCCUGAGAUUGAGUGACUGCAGUUUGUCGGAGAUCAGCUGUGCUUCUCUGGCCUCAGCUCUGAAGUCCAACCCCUUCCAUCUGAGAGAGCUGUAUCUGAGUGGAAACAAGCUGCAGGAUUCAGGAACGGAGCUGCUGGGUGAUUUUCUGAAGAGUCCACACUGUAGACUGAAGACUCUGGGAUUAAGUCGCUGCAGUUUGUUCAGCUGUGCUGCUCUGGCCUCAGCUCUGAAGUCCAACCCCUCCCAUCUGAGAGAGCUGAAUCUGAGUGACAACAAGCUGCAAGAUUCUGGAGUGAAGCUGCUGUGUGAUUUUCUGGAGAGUCCACACUGUAAACUGGAGACUCUGAUAUUGUGGGGCUGCAGGUUGUCAAAGAUCAGCUGUGCUUCUCUGGCCUCAGCUCUGCAGUCCAACCCCUCCCAUCUGAGAAAGCUGGAUCUGAGAGCAAACAACCUGCGGGAAUUAGACGUGAUUCAGCUGUCUGGUCUUAAGAAGAGUCAACACUAUAGACUGGAGACUCUGAGAUGGAGUUGAUGAUCUCUGUAAGAGUGUGAGUGAACAUCCAGGAGUGUGUGUUGAGAGAAGAUGAGCUGAUGAGCUCCUGAUGAUUCAUCUGGACCGGAGUCUGGAUCUGGAUUUUUGUCAUCUUCACUUAAGUCUCUUAACAGACUACAAACUGAACAGUUAUCUCUGGAUUUUGUUGAAGUCAGCACUUUACAAAUAUGUUAUACAUGAGCUGUUUGAUGCAGUAAAGA